Molecule: messenger RNA, 837 nt
Organism: Porites lobata
Lineage: Eukaryota; Metazoa; Cnidaria; Anthozoa; Scleractinia; Poritidae
Source: the annotation of a GenBank genome assembly
AUGGCGCAAAGAAAAGUAAAGAACCCGGAUGCGACUGACCUAUCUUUAAUUAUCUGGGAACCGGUUAACGGGAAAUUUUGAUAAUACUAGUUAAAGUAAGAAGCGUUAAAUUUUUCAUUGCUUCAGUCCAGAUCGGCCACGCACAGCCCCACGCUGAGCGUAAAACCAUGGCUUUUCCCCUGAUGUUGGGAGUGGCUUAAUACAGAUCUAAACUCAUUUCAUUGUUCAUCUUUGAAAUGUCAGCAGACAAGUCAAGGAUCAUCCUUUACUUGGUCCGCACUGGUCCUUAACCGCACUCGCUACGGUGUAUUAGUUUGUAAUGACAAUAAAAACUUCGGUGGUGUUAUUGGUAUGGGGAAACGAUAUAUUGAUGUUUUCAGAAAUAAGAGCAACCCUGACCAAGAAUAAUAGCAUUAUAUUUUCCACAGUUUACGGCGAACUGCCUUCGGAAAAAGAUUUAGAUACUUCCGCUGGCUUCUUCAUUUCCGGAAGUCAGUCCUCUGCUUCCAAACGAAGACCUUAAGUGGAUCAACGAUUUGAACACAUUUAUCCGAACAGCUUCCCAAUACCCUUCUAAGACCUUCUAAACCUCGUAUUGUUGGCCUCUGUUUUGGACUUCAGGUCAUCGCCUCGGCAAUAGGAGGAAAAGUAACUUCCUUUCCGUCGAAGAAAUUUGUCCUGCAAAGCGAGAAGAUCAAAGCUAACGCACAUUUUUGUUUUCAAGGCUAUAAAGCUUUCAGAGAGCUUUUUGACUUCCUGAGUCCCACAGAGAUUUUGUUGAAACACUCCCUGCUAAAUCUCUACGUUUGGCGAGCUCUUCAACCUGCGAACAUGAAA